AUGUCUCCCGCGCAAACAUAUGACUUUGUGGUUGUUGGAAGUGGCCCUGCAGGCAGCGCCCUCGCUGCAGGCUUAGCACAGUCGGCAGCCCGCCCUCAAGUCCUUCUCCUCGAAGCCGGUGACGACAAACGGGACCGCAACCUGCGAGUGGACGGUCAAAGAUGGAUAACAUUUCAGAACCAAGAUAUGAACUGGGGUUACAAGACCACGCCUCAGGACGAUUGCAACAACCGUGAAAUUGACUAUAGCCGAGGUCACUGCAUGGGUGGAUCAAGUGCCAUCAAUUUCGGCGUGUACAGCGUCGGAGCCCGCGAUGACUAUGACGAGUGGGCGCGCAUCACAGGCGACGGUACCUUUGCUUGGAACAACAUGCACCGACGAUUCAAAGAGUUAGAGACGUUCCACGGAGAGCUACCCCACGGCGUGUCCAAAAGGUACGCCGAUCCGAAAGCUGAAGAUCAUGGAAGUAAGGGCCCGUUGCAUGUUGGAUAUGCAAAGGAAUGGGAACGGGAUUUGACGGAAUUGUUGGACGUCUUUGAGGAGGCAGGAUUUCCAUUGAAUCCUGACCAUAAUUCGGGAAAUCCAAUCGGCAUGUCCGUACUGAUCAACUCGGCUCACAAUGGCAUCCGAUCGACUGCGGGCGACUUUGUGAAGGAGAAGCUCGACAAUCUGACCAUCGUCACGGGCGCGCCGGUGCAACGAGUUCUCUUGGAGGGUACCAAGGCAAUUGGUGUCGAGGUCAAGGGAGACAAAUAUUUUGCCUCCAAAGAGGUUGUCUUAAGUGCGGGCUCACUUAACGACCCCCGAAUCCUGAUGCAUUCCGGUAUUGGCCCAGCUUCCCAGCUGAAACAAUACAAUCUGCCCGUUGCUCUCGACGUGCCGGGUGUCGGUCAAGGUCUUCGUGACCACUGCUUUGUGCCACUCGUAAACACUCGCACGGAAACAAGUACACAGCGAAAAGCCUUUUAUGGGGACAAAGCCGCCAUGGAUGCAGCCUUGAAACAAUGGCAAGAAGACGGCACCGGGCCGUGGGCUAAAUUCGCCUGUGAGAUAGGCAUUGGAUGGUUCAAGCUGGGAGAGAAGCUCGUGUCUUCGCCUGAAUUCCAGGGUCUUCCUCGAGAGGAGCAAGAGUACCUCCUUCGAGAGACGAUCCCCCAUUAUGAGAUCAUCACUCACUUCCCCAUCCAUUGGUUCAUCCCGGACUUCCCCACCGAGGCCCUGGAUUAUUCGUGUCUGCUGGUUUUCUUAUACAAUGCGCAGACCCGCGGACAGGUCACCUUACAGUCAUCUGAUCCCGAUACACCCUUGGCCUUUGACCCCAAAUUUCUGGCCCACCCAUUUGAUCGCCGCCUCGCGAUCGAGGCUUUGCGUGAUUCGUUCCGCAUUGCGAAACACGAGGCAUACACCAAGGACAAUGUCGCAGCUCUGGCCAUGCCUACGGGUGAGUCGGACGAGGAGCUGUUGGAGUAUUGGCGACAAAACAUCAGCUCCAGCUGGCACAUGACGGGCACCGUGAAAAUGGGUCAAAGGGGCGAUCCGGACGCUGUAGUGGACCCGGACUUCAGGGUGAUGGGGAUUGAGAACUUGCGGGUUGCCGAUAUGGCCGUUGUACCCGUUUUGGUGAAUGCCCACAUCCAGGCUUGUGCCUAUAUCACCGGCGCAACCUGCGCGGAGAAGUUGAUUGAGGAAUAUCACCUAGCUUAA
Molecule: messenger RNA, 1704 nt
Organism: Penicillium diatomitis
Lineage: Eukaryota; Fungi; Ascomycota; Eurotiomycetes; Eurotiales; Aspergillaceae
Product: GMC family oxidoreductase
Exons: 3
Coding region: 1-1704 (567 amino acids)
Molecular function (GO): flavin adenine dinucleotide binding; oxidoreductase activity, acting on CH-OH group of donors
Source: RefSeq, a predicted model, not a curated record